AUGGUCCAGGGGGCUUCAAGAGUGAUUGCCCUCCUGAGCCUGAUCUGCACAGGGUUCCUUCGAGAGCACGCCCUGGAUUCUGUCAUGGAUGGGUUUGCUCACCUGGAGCACUUCCCCCGCGCAGGGAGUCAUUGGACCGGAAAUUCGGAAACGAGACGAUGCCUCUCGCAGCAGAUAUUGAGACAUUGUCUCAAUGACUGCAGCUGCAGAGUGGGCGACAUGUCCUCAUGAACGCUUCCUU
Molecule: messenger RNA, 241 nt
Organism: Laccaria bicolor S238N-H82
Lineage: Eukaryota; Fungi; Basidiomycota; Agaricomycetes; Agaricales; Hydnangiaceae
Exons: 1
Coding region: 1-231 (76 amino acids)
Source: RefSeq, a predicted model, not a curated record